AUGCAUAGUGGGCUCUCAAACGGCGUGCCUGGGGCUUCCCAGCGUACUUACCCUCGGAAGAUGUCAUUCUGGCGCCUCAUGACUGAUCACCAAGUCCUCACGAAGGAGAUUGUGGAAUACGACUAUCCUGGGUCUGGCACGAAAGACGACCCCUUUGUUGUAUCGUGGCUAAACGAGGAUCCCCGCAACCCAUUGCAAUUCAGCAUGGCUAAAAAGGUGGCCAUCACACUGGUGACGGCCUUUGCGACCCUGAUCGUAUCCUUGACUUCGUCCGCCUACUCUGGCAGUAUCUCAGACAUCGUUCGUCGGUUUGAAGUAAGCACCGAAGUGGCCACUUUGGGCCUCUCGCUGUUUAUCUUCGGGUUCUCAGUAGGACCACUGGUAUGGGCUCCCUUGAGUGAAAGCAUCGGCAGGCAAAUCCCCUUUUUUAUUUCAUUUUUGUCUAUGGCUGCCUUUUUGGCAGGGUGUGCAGGGGCGCGCAAUAUCCAGACCCUGUUGAUUCUUCGCUUUUUCGCCGGAACAUUUGGCUCUUCACCCUUAACCAAUGCGGGUGGAGUCGUGUCUGAUAUGUUUCCUGCGCGGCAACGCGGAUUGGCACUUUGCUUGUUUGCAUCCACCCCCUACAUGGGCCCUGCACUUGGCCCAAUGAUCGGCGGCUUUCUCUCGAUGAAUGCGGGUUGGCGGUGGGUGGAAGGCCUCUUGGCUGCAUGUGCUGGACUGGUAUGGAUAGUGGUCACUAUCUCAGUGCCAGAGACCUAUGCGCCGGUCCUCCUCCGCAAACGUGCCGCCAAGUUAUCGCGUGAAACAGGGAAAUGUUAUCUGAGCAAGCUGGACGUGGGCAAAUCACCUGUGGCGUGGACAAGCCGUCUGAAGACGGUAUUUUCCCGGCCAUGGGUGCUGUUGUGUCGAGAACCGAUUGUUCUCCUUUUCACUUUCUACGCCUCGGUCAUCUACGGUACCCUUUACAUGCUCUUCGCGGCAUUCCCCAUCGUCUACGAGCAGGGACGAGGUUGGAAUCCGGGUGUGGGGGGGCUACCUUUCCUGGGUGUGAUGGUGGGAAUGUUUGCGGGCGUGGGCUAUGCGAUUUUGGACAAUGGACGGUAUGUUCGAACACAGGAGAAGUUUAACGGCUUUGCGCCACCGGAGGCGCGCCUGGUGCCUUGUAUGGUUUCUGCUGUCACCAUUCCGAUUGGCUUUUUCUGGUUUGCAUGGACCAAUUCGCCCUCCAUUCAUUGGAUGGCCAGUGUGGCCGCCAUGGUUCCAUUCGGUUCUGGCCUGGUACUCAUCUAUUUGGGUAUUGUCAACUACCUGAUUGACUCCUAUACCAUCUACGCCGCAUCGGUGAUUGCCGCCAUGUCAAUCCUACGAUAUAGCUUCGGCGGCAUAUUCCCCUUGUUCACGACGUAUAUGUAUGAGGGACUGGGGAUUCACUGGGCAUCGUCCAUUCCUGCAUUUGUUUCGGUGGCAUGCAUGCCACUGCCAUUCAUAUUUUACAAAUAUGGUGCAGAUAUUCGGAAGCGCUGCAAGUAUGCCGCUAUUUCUGCGAAGCACUUGCAGACGAUACAGGAGACGGCCGAGGAAGAGAUACGACGGAAUGCUGUCGCCACCCAACCCAAUGCUGCGGUGUAG
This is a messenger RNA of Aspergillus nomiae NRRL 13137, 1629 nucleotides long. Its product is annotated as MFS transporter. The transcript has 2 exons. Bases 1 to 1629 code for a protein of 542 amino acids. The record is from RefSeq and is a predicted model, not a curated record. Lineage: Eukaryota; Fungi; Ascomycota; Eurotiomycetes; Eurotiales; Aspergillaceae. Gene Ontology annotation, biological process: transmembrane transport. Gene Ontology annotation, molecular function: transmembrane transporter activity.